AUGAAGAUAAGUACACUUAUAGCAUUGGCUUCCAUAACUUUGGGAACCGCCAAUGCCCUCCAACUCCCCCAUAUCGCUCAAGAAACCCCAGCCCCUGAGCCCCGUCUCAUGAAAAGAAUGAGAGAUGUAAUCAUCAAUAAAGAAUAUGCCAAACAACAAGAACUCAAAAAAGCCAAAGAAUUAGGUCUAACCUCCUCCAACAACAUUCCACCCAAAUGGGUCAGAACAGUAGGUGAUAUUGUCGAAAUCGUCCAACCAACCGUGAUUGAAGGGGUUACAUUCAGUGCCAAACCACCGGCAACUACUAAUGGAUUAGAACCUUGGGUGACAUUAAAAGACGAUGGAUCUCCCAAGACGAUUAAACCCCAGGUUAAGAAUGGAAUCACCAAGAAUGCUUGGCCGACAUAUGGGACCUGGUAUCAGACUGCUACUACGAAGGUAUGGACCAAGGAGGAAUUAAGAGCGCAUAAUAUGGCUGAUGAUGAGGUGUUUGAGGAGGUGAUAUAUGUUGAAGAAGGGGAUUUGCAUGAUCAUAAUUUAAGUCCAUUGAUUAGGUGUGUGCCUGAUAGAUAUAAGAAGAAGGGGAUUGGGAGGGAUUUGACAACUGAACCAUUUUGUACUCCUAAAGAUAAUGCUCAAUGGAGGAAGGAUAAGACAUAUUUUAUCACUUGGUAUUCGAGAUAUUUUGGAGACGGUGUUAAGAAUGUUAGAUUUCAUUUAUCUCAUAUUAAAGAGAGUGCAAGAUAUAAAGGAUUGAAAAAGAGGGAAGAUGAAGUGGAAGGUGAUGAAUUGGUUGAAGAAGCAGUUGUUAAAAGAGACGAUGACAAAGAGGUGUCUCUUGACAAGAGAUCAGCUGUAUUACAACAAGGUGGUAAGAUUAGUGAAUAUUCAUUUUAUAGUUCUGAUUGGACAUCAAAUGAACAAGGUUUUUUCCCAAUAUUUAUUGAUAAAUCAUGGUUUGGUAAAGAAUAUGUUAGAAAAGUAUUAUUAUCAAUUCAACCAGAUGAUAUAAGUGAUGAAGAUUUUGAUCAUUAUAAGGAUUCAAUUGUUGUUGAAAUUUCGCAAGGUUCAAAAGUAAGUAAAGGACAUUUAGAAGAUUUAAAGAAAUUAGAAGAAAAAUAUGCCAAUAGACAUUUAGGUGAAUCAAUUGAAGUUGAAGAAGGUAUUGAUUAUGAGAAAUAUAUUUUAAUGAUGACAAUGCCAACAUGUGUUAUAUUAGCAGCAUUUGGUAUGUAUAUAUUUGUUACUAUAAACAAGGUUGAUUUAAGUGGUUUAAAAAAAAGAAAAUUUGCAAGAGAAAGAACAACUCAUAGAAGAAUACCAUUUAAAAGAAAGAAUGAUAAUCCUUAUAGUCCAUUACCACAAUAUAAUUCAGAAUUAAAUACCCUUAAACAUGAUUAG
Molecule: messenger RNA, 1401 nt
Organism: Hemisphaericaspora subhashii
Lineage: Eukaryota; Fungi; Ascomycota; Pichiomycetes; Serinales; Debaryomycetaceae
Exons: 1
Coding region: 1-1401 (466 amino acids)
Source: RefSeq, a predicted model, not a curated record